This is a messenger RNA of Drosophila suzukii, 1058 nucleotides long. RefSeq names its product polyA-binding protein interacting protein 2 (gene Paip2). Gene Ontology annotation, biological process: negative regulation of translational initiation. The record is from RefSeq and is a predicted model, not a curated record. NCBI's taxonomy places the organism in Eukaryota, Metazoa, Arthropoda, Insecta, Diptera, Drosophilidae. Gene Ontology annotation, cellular component: cytoplasm. Gene Ontology annotation, molecular function: mRNA regulatory element binding translation repressor activity.
AUUUCAAUUUUUUCAAUUCGUUCAAAUCGUUCAAUUCGGACGUGUAUCCGCACACAGCACAUACUCGAAUACGUUUCGCAAUAGAUAUAUCAAAAUUCUCCGUGUGGAUUCUAUCUGGAUUGGAUGCAACACUAAAUUGCCAGUGUUUUUCCCGCUUUUCUAACGACGCAAAAUUCUCAGUGCAAGACAAAAACGAAAGGCCUUAUUAACAACAUAACAACAAAUACCACCAUCACCGAUAAUAACAACAAGUCGUCCGGAGGAAGUGGCUCCAAAAUAACCAAGUUGAAAUCGCCCAGGCUUCUCGACGGGAUUGGAACAAAUAUCAUGUUGUUAAAAGUGCCAUCUGUGGAUUGGACGGAUCAAAUAAUUUACGUUGUGGACGACGAGGAGUCGCUGUCAGACAUCGACGAUGAGCCAGAUUUCUCCGAAUACAUGUGGAUGGAGAACGAGGAGGAGUUUGACAAGAACGAACUGCAACGCCUGGAGGAGGAGGAGAUCAUGCAGGAGUGUUUCGAAGCCAUGAUUGAGGAUGAGCUGGAAGAGCAGAUCAACGAAUGGGAGAAGGCCAAAACGGACGAACAGAACACGGCGCUUUCCGCACUGCCAAAGAGCGAGUGUAAUGUGGAAAAGUCUGUUCUCAAUCCAAUGGCCGAUGAGUUUAUUCCGCGUAGUCAUGUCUUGGAUUUCCCUGCCUCAUAAAGGCAGCUCAUACCCUGCCCGCCACAGAAUCACAAACCACCCCGAACCCAUAACACGUGGACCUCAUUCGCGCAAACCCUUAGAUAAACUGAAGAUCCUUUUUGCUAAGACUCAACUAACAAAUUCCGCCAAUGAGAUUGAGAUUUAUAUCCUGACCAAGUUGAGCAGCUAGAGCAUACGGAGGAAGUAGCUCAAAGUUAUCUAGUUUCUAGAUACCAAAAUGAUGGAAAAAACAACUAAAGGACACUAGCCAACUCCAAAUGCUGGCGACCGAAAUGCAAACGAAUCAUAUUUUUAAAAAUCAUUAUAAAAACAAAAAAAAACCAACACAAAUCAUUGCAGAAAUAUAAAAAUAU